GUCUUCCCCAUAGCACUGUUGCUGAUGUCCCAGUGACAUGGGAUUUGAGCUCUGGCAUCUCAAAAUGUGUUUCUGUCUUCAUGACUCUCAAAAAUUCUGGAAAGAAAAGUGCUUCCUGACCUCUGAAGGAAGUUAGGACAUUCCCUGGGAACUUUAUAAGAACCUGAUCUCAACUAUAGGAAACAAAAAUACUCACCCCUUAGCUCAAUUUAAACCCUGUUUGUUUUCAUUCAUUCGUUUCAUAAUUUGCCUGUGUUUUCUUCUGAAACACCUGUGGGCCCUCCCCUUCCUCCUCAUCACAGCACCCCCAGUCCCCAGUAGCUGCUGUAUCUCUCCUUUACCCAGUGGGUGGCUGGGUCCUCGUGGCUGAGGACGUUCUCCUCAAGGGGGCACAUUGUAGGCUCACUCUUUUCUUCCUCGUAGGCUCUGCUCUUGAGAUUCCAUCCUCCUACAGGAUCUCCACUAAUAAUCUAACUUCUGUAAACCAUGACUGUUUCAAUUCCUUUCGGUAGCUUUGGAGAAAAACUUGGCCAUUGUGGAGACACGGACACCUUUCUUCUCCGUCCUUCUUUUCAAAGACGGCUGUGAGAGAGCGCUUCAGGAGAAAAUGCUCCAACUGAAGGCUGGGAUGCAUCAGCCCUCAGAGAAGAAGGGACCUGAUGAGAAGGGAGUGGAUGAGCAGAAGCCUCGGCCUGAGGAAGCAGAAUUCUCCUCUGUAUCCCGCAGUGGAUUCCUUUCUGGACAGAUGCCAGCCCUGCCAUUCCUGCUGAUUCAGCUGCUCUACCCAGCAACCAAGAAACCAGCCCCGCCCAGCCCUUCCAUCCUCCGAGCAGCACCGGCCAGCUGAGCAGGACACUAGAACAUGGCAGCAGUGGCCCAUGGGAUGAGAUGAGGCCUCAAAAAUGGAUGCAUCUGGAGACCUGACCUCCUCCUUCUCUUUGUACUGGCCCAACUCCAAAGCCUCUGGUAAAACACAAAAGAGCACUUGGUGAAAUUGAGCCCAUUGAUAGGAAAGACACAUUCCUUUCCUGGCCAGAGAAUUUUUUGAUUCCUCUGAUAGAACCUGGCUCACAAAAGAUGAGGGGACAAUAUGUGGAUCCGCCAGACAAUGAGAACCAGCUCAGUGCUGGUUCCUCACAAGAGUCUUCUCCUAGUGCCCUACCUAGGGACCCACUCUGGGCGGGAGAGCAGGAGAAGUCAGGGACAUUCUGAGGCCCUCCACAAGGAGGAUGAGUGACCUCACAUUUAAAUGCUGCCUUCUCUUCAUGCUACACCCUGUUAGGCCUAGAGUGUGAGUGUCCCGGAAGGCUCAGUUCAGAUUUCCAUGGGGAAGGUCUUCCUUAGGUCAAGAGCCACUGUAGGAUGGGAAACUAUUUCUACAGAGUCACCCACCCCUCCACACCCUUCCACUUGUUCCCACACACUGUGCAUAUAACCAUGAGCCAGUCCUGCCCCUGUAAACAUUGCUUUUGGAUUUGGAGCCAGACAUGCCGGCACCAGCAGCUAGGAGUGCAGCCGUUCAGAGGAACAGCUUGAAGCAGCUCCAUUUCCGGGUCCCAGUAGGGGCCAACCUGCUGGAAAAGAAUCUUGCUGAGAUCCAGAACCUACACCAGCGCCUGGAGGCAUCCGUCACCGUCAAUGACCACCUGAGGGAGAGGCUCGAGCAUGUGCUCAGCCAUGGUGACCAAGGGAAAGGUGAACUUCAUUCAAGAGGAUGUCAGAACCUGCUUCUCAAUGUGAAUAAAGACCGAGAAGCCGGUAGCCGCUACCGCUGAGCAGCCGGAGGGACGCCCGCCUUAGCCAACCACGGCCGAGAGCGACUGGGAC
Callithrix jacchus (white-tufted-ear marmoset) is the source of this 1827-nucleotide messenger RNA. RefSeq names its product myomegalin-like. Gene Ontology annotation, biological process: centrosome cycle; positive regulation of microtubule nucleation; regulation of Golgi organization. Lineage: Eukaryota; Metazoa; Chordata; Mammalia; Primates; Cebidae. Gene Ontology annotation, molecular function: molecular adaptor activity. Gene Ontology annotation, cellular component: Golgi apparatus; centrosome. The record is from RefSeq and is a predicted model, not a curated record.